AUGGAUGAUAAUGAUUCGCCUCCCGUUGUUCAAGGAGCCGCUUCUUUGAUUCCCGUCGACCUCUUUGUUUCGAAGAAGCAUCCUGGAGUUCCACCGGGCGAUCUGGGUUUUGCCGAUUCUUCUGGUGAAAUACUUUUCCGGGUCGCUCUUGUUCCUACUUCCAGUGCCUGGAAGACAUCGGCACCCCGCAAGAAGCUUCUGCUCGAUUCUUCUGGUAGUCCCUUGAUUUCCUUGCAACGCCUGGAUAAGAGGUCAUGGAAAGGAUUUGAAGGAGGUCAAGAUGCUGAAGAAAAGAUGAUAUUCAGAGUUCAAAGGACCGUGAAUACGCUUUGCAGAACCGAGUUUGAGGUGUUCCUUACUGGACAAAAUUCGGGAGAUCAAUCUAAACCAGACUUUAAGGUGAAAGGAUGUUGCUUUCAGAGAUCAUGCACCAUCUACAGUGGCGAUUCGAUUGUAGCCCAGACUAGUCUGAUGUACAAGCUUCACCAGAUACACGCCAGAAGGAACAAGUUUCGGCUGACCGUAUUUCCUGGGUCGAUAGAUCACGCACUGGUGGUGGCUCUGGUGGUGAGGGUCAUAAUCCCAAACAAGCAAGGAGAGAAGCUGGUGGGAGUGUUGCACGAUUCUGGAUCCAAGGAAAUCGUGGUCCUCUGCCAUGGUUUCCAAUGUUCAAAGGAUCAUAGAGCCAUGGUAAAUCUUGCUACAACAUUGGAAAAGGAAGGAAUCUCAGCCUUCCGUUUUGACUUUUCUGGUAAUGGUGAAAGUGAAGGCUCAUUUGCUUUUGGUAACUACAAGAAGGAAGUUGAUGACUUGCGCUCUGUAUUCGAACACUUUGCUGCUGAAAAUCGAGUCGUCGCUGUGAUGCUUGGCCAUAGCAGAGGAGGUGGUGUGGUGCUUCUCUAUGCAUCAAAGUUCCACAACGUAAGAGCAGUCGUAAAUGCCUCAGGCCGGUAUGACCUGAAAUCGGGCAUUAAGGAGCGUCUUGGGGAAGACUUUCUCGAAAGAAUCAAGCGAGAAGGAUUCAUCGAUGUGAAGAAUCGAGCAGGAGAAGUCAAGUUUCGCGUCACUGAAGCAGAUUUGAUGGAUCGAAUGAACAUUGAUAUGCAUAAAGCGUGCCAGCAGAUUGACAAAGAUUGCAGAGUGCUGACCAUCCAUGGAUCUGCAGACGAGGUUAUCCCGGUUGGAGAUGCGUACGAGUUUGCGAAGAUCAUACCAAACCACAAGUUGCACAUCGUGGAAGGGGCUGAUCAUGGAUACAAGUUGCAUCAAGCUGAGCUAGCAUCUGCUGUUUUGCAGUUCGUCAAGUCAAUACUCACUCAGGACAACGGUGCCAGCACGGCAGCACCUAGCUAA
This is a messenger RNA of Linum trigynum, 1353 nucleotides long. NCBI's taxonomy places the organism in Eukaryota, Viridiplantae, Streptophyta, Magnoliopsida, Malpighiales, Linaceae. The record is from the annotation of a GenBank genome assembly.